GUGUGACGUUUGCAAUAUUCGUUUCCUCUUUCCCACACUUCUUUUUCCGUCUUCCUCCACAUUUCCCGACUUUGGUUACAAAGAAGUAUGUAUUUCGCGGUACAAACAGACAAACAAUUAAGUCAUCAAAACUUAAAACCAUUCUUAUUCUUCCAUAUAAUGCGUGCUUUUUCAACAACUUUCAACUUCAUACAGAAACGUAAAGAUCAGUAGAAGAUACGACAAUCUAAGCAACCUUCACCAUUUACUGAUACUCGACCGAAACAACACCCAGUUUGAAGGUACCGCAUGCAAAAAUAAAACUGUUCUUGCACUCUAAACGUCGUCAGAUUACAUCCGCUAUCUGAUCCUAUUUUAAUAUUAUCUAUUACACAUGCUCAACUAAUACGCGCAUCACCCUGUCGAUCUUCUCUCUACGUUGUUUUUUAAAUUUUCGCGCCAUCUGUAUCUUGGGGGCCUCCAAGAUGGCUGCCUCCAUGACCGCAGUUGUCCAUUUAAUGGUGCACCGAUGGUGCUCACUGUUGUGUCUGUUUGCCCACCCAUCCGAGCCUGUUCGGCGCUUUGGGCUAGCUCCAUUUUCCUCUCGCCCUUUCUCGGUGACUAUGCAGUGUUCGCGACGACAGAGCACUGUCGUACGAGACGGUUCACCUGCUUACUCGUACGACUCAACUGACCUACUAACUGCAGCUGUUACGUACGUGUAUUCAUUUCGCUCUGCUGGCGUCGCUGCUACUAGCAGCCAACCGAUGAUCGAAUGGUGGUGAUUUUUUACUGGCUUACCUAAUCAGUUGGUAAGGCCUGUAUACGACAUUCUAAUUGAGAGAAAAAAGAAGGAAAAAAAGCCAGUUUAGCCAGUCUCUAUCAUUCCAUCGUUUCAUUCUAUACAUCGUAACAUUAGCAGCAGCAGUAAUAACAGCAGUCAUCAUUGUCCUGAGUGUAUGUGAAAUGAGUUGACUGUAAAUAUGGGGGUUCUGUGAGAGCCUGCCUUGUUCUUUUGAGGGUGCGUUCAAGGCGCCACAUAACCUUACUGUCCUGGUGCCGCCGUUGCCUCGAAAAUCAUUCGUGCUGUCGUGGAUCUCUUUAACCGGACAACUACAACUGAAUCCCUGCUCUCAGCUGACUUACUUGACUCCUCGUCAGCGGCUGCGUCGCUGCUACGGUUACCGCUAGCGUUGAUACUGUUGACGCUGAUGUAAUUAAAUGGUGAUCGAUGCAGGCAGAAAGAUGCAAUGCUUUUCUCUUGUGCUCACUUGGUUGCCUGCUAUUGAUUGCUGGUAGUAAGUGACUGAGUGUUCGGAUGCGUAGGGAAAAGUACCUUUGUGAGAGAAUCGAGCUUUCUGGCUGCACGUUAUUCCUGUUACCACUAUUCAAGGUCGUCGUCCAAAUCGCUGUUCGUGCCACUGUUUUUUACUGCCGCUGCUGCUGCUGCUAUUGUUAUUGUUGCUGCUGGUGCUCCCUCUGAUAGGACCUGAGAGAACGUUGCUGUUAUUGCUAAUACCGCUAAAUACCAUGUCGAGCCCCUUCGGACGAGGGGAUGGCCCCGCAGAGAGUAUCACGAGUGCGCGCCAGAGGAGACGUUGCACAACGCCGACAACAGCAGCAAAAGCGAGUAGGACAAACACCCCCACAAACAACAACAACAAAAACAACAAUACGUACUUUGUCAGCACCAGCCGCAGCAGGAGCUCUAAUAAUUAUUCGAACUUCCAUAGCAGCUGUGUUACCGCGGCGUCCAGGACGACCAUUACUAACGAGAACAACAGAAACCAUAACGACAAGAACGAACAAAGCAGUUGUAGAAACAUCGGCAGCCGUUGGAUUUCCAUCGCCUUCGUCGAUUCGAACUGCUACUUUUGGUGACAGACCGGUAAGGGUAAAGUGUACAACGGCAAGCUCAAACGCUGUCGUUCAAUCUGUGGGACUAGCCUUUACCACGCAGGCGAGUCGCAAUCCGUAUUUGUUUAUUAUUCUACCUUCUGGAAUAAGACAUCAUAUUUAUCGUAUUAGGAACAGCGUUAAUGGUAGUGCUCAACGCGUUCGUCAUCAAUUUUGCAACUUACCAUUACUGCUCCAGUUGAAGCUGAUAUUCCUGCGGAAACCGCGCAGGAAAGGAGGAAACGACAGAGAAGUCAGCAAACAGGAAAAAGAAUCUGAUGCUCCUACUACUUUUGUGACCACUGUAGUUUUCACGGCUAAGGACGCUGACUUCGCACUCAACGCGGAAGUAGAAAGUAGCCUAAGCUGUGGCAUCGCAAAUUGGAGUCCGUGGCGUCAACAGACUUCUGCUGCCGGCGAGUGGGGCAGGUGGGACAGGCGACGUCGAGUUCGCUCAAGCGGACCUCGCCGAACGGAGGUUGGCCAAUUGCCGAACUGUACGUAUUCGUCCCCGUUGUGGUCGCCGCGGAAGCUGUUGCCCCAUCAACGAUGGGCAAUUGUGUGUCACCGGAAACGGACGAAACCUCGUUCGCUGUUUGGAACGUCGAUGACGCGGGAAAUCGCGUCCAGCCAGGCCGAAUCUCAUUGACGGAUUCCCAGCUGGUAUUCGUUCAAAAAGGCGGUGAACCGAUUCGGUGGCCGCUUAGCGGCCUUCGAAGAUAUGGCUUUGAUGCGGAGCUGUUCUCGUUUGAAUCAGGCCGUCGGUGCCCAACCGGUAGUGGAGUGUACGCCUUCCGGUGUCCGCGAGCGGAACGCCUUUUUAAUCUCCUUCAAGAACGAAUCCAGGCGCAGGCUCCUGCCAGGCCGUCGUCUUUAGUCGAUUCACCACCCUCACCCGAGAUGCGACAAACAGCUGACUAUCUCGAACCGAUUUCGAUCGGCGCACAAGUCGUGUCGUCGGUGCAUUUUGUCAGCAACAACUCGGCCCAUCAUCACGCACCAGUUACUGGAGCCCCAGGUGGGCCCGUCUAUCAAAAUGUGCCGGUACAACAAAGUCAGAGCACGGAUUCUGUGGCGCUAAGUCCUGUGUUAACAGGGCCUAACCUUCUCACAGUAUUGCCCGGAGGAGCACCACUAGCAGCAUCUGGCGUCAACUACGUUGUGCUCGACCUUGAUCAUAGCGAACCCGCAACGCCUACGUCGCCGACCUCACCAGUGUCGCCCCAACCGGCGCCUUCACCACCGUCGCAGCAUUCGCCGUCUCCACUAGGUUAUGCGCAGAUCGAUUUUGACAAGACGUUAGCCUUACAGCAAGUGGCAAACAGACAACGCAGUGGAUCGUGAGCAUCGAAAUGAGGAUGGGGCAACAGGAAGAAGACGAUAGGCGUCAUGGGAGACGAGAAGGCUGAGCGUUGACGCUGACGUCAUUUUAGCAAUCAGUCUGGUCAGCCAAGGAGUCGAAUUAUACAAUGCAGGUAAAAAAAAAAAUAAAUAAUAUAGGUCAGUGGUGUUGAUACGAACAUUUUUUUGGAUACCAUAUCACUACCCCUACUCGUGUCACAAAUGCACUGUUUACCAUAGACACAUAUAAGUGGUAGCUCACACACGUUGAAAGAACAUGAGGAAGAUAGACGAAAAAUCUGACAACCUUGUCGCGGAGACGAAUCUAGCUUUUGAUACUGCUCUUGUACCAGUAGUAGCAAUAGUGAUUGGCGUUAGCCGUAGUAGGCUUUUAAAGAAGAAGAAGCCAUUUUAGUUACGCCCAUUUAUUGUCCGCUAUCAAAUCACCAUUUUUUCUGUAAUAUAAUUAAAUUAGUUGUAUGUGGUGUUUAUCGAAUUGGUGAGUAUUGAAUGAAUAACUGUUGACAGCUAUACUAUCGGCUGCAACUCUCAGUUUUCACAAGAUUCAUUCUGUUCUCAGUGAGUUGCCUUCGUCGGAUGUUUCGGAUGACACAAAAAAACAUGUGCAGGUCGGUCAUGAACCUUGCUAAUCGAACAGAAGAUUACCUGAGGAGCAAAAGAAAAGGAAGGGCAUGAUUAUCGUAGGUUACACCGGGCAGUUUUAUAACACUUUCGAAUUUUUAUCAGCAAGCAAGAUCAUACCAAGCCCAUAGUAACAACAUGGUGUUGAUUAUGAAGUGCAAUGGUUUCAAGAACUAUGUCCUAUAGGUCAAACCCAAUUACGGCCAGAAGGCUGAUCGGGGCAGUACGACGGCAAAACUGAACUGAGUAGUCUAGCUGUAGGCAGUUUGCGAAAUCCAGUUUAUUAUUAUAAUUAUAGAUAUCGGGUAUGGACUACGUAUUGAAGGGUUAUAUAUAUAUAUAUAUAUAUAUAUAUAUAUAUAUAAGAUAAUGACGAAGAUGGCGAGAACAAUAAAGAGCUAAUGCUUGUCAGUAAGUGCUAUACAUCUAUAUACAUAUUGUGUGCGUUUAUUUUUGCUAAGACAUGUAACUUGUCUCUAGACGGACGUACGCUAAUGAUGUGACUUUACGUGUUUAUUUACGAAUAUGAUCAGCAGAUUCCUAUUACUAUUAUGUCAAUACGAGGCUGAAUGUAGCAGUCGAAGGGAGUUGUGCCGUAAGCGACCUAGAGCCGAUAUAAAAACAAAAACAUGAUAUGUGCAGAUUAAACAUGCACUGGUUUAGUCUGCAUACACCAUAUAUGGUGGUGAACAUAUGAUAUGUAUCAUGGAUAGGCUGAUAUACAAACGGAGAAGACGUACCAAAAAGUGUGGUAGUACCUAGUCGAUGUUGAGAGACAAACGACCCGAUGAACCGUUAGAAAAGUCAUUACGAUAACUAUUCUGUAGUUAUUUGAAUUGAAAAGGGUCGUCAGUUGGGAAGAAUGGAGUAUUGAUACACGUAUACUUUGAUGCUAACGCGAUGAGGACGUGCUAAAGUACUGGUGAUCUGGGUAUAAAUUGCAGAUGAACCAAGAAAGAAAAGUUGAAAAAAUACGAAAAAAAAAUUAUUGAGUCAGGCACUGUUGUUUUCCUGAUUUGUUAUUGCGUGCUGUUGUUAUAUUAAUGGAUUUCAUAUUGUAAAGGAUGCUAAAUGAAUCGGUUUCCAGACCAUGGCAGACGGGGUUCUGACGAAGUAAAUCGACAUACAGUAGUAGGCAAAUAAUUACAAAUAGUUAAGAACUUAAGUGAAGGGAACCAAACCGAUAGGGAUGGUGAUGUCGGAACGUUGAAAACACACAAUAUGCGAAUGAGACUGAAAGGACAAGACAAAACGAGUAUCGAAACAAUGAGUGAAAGGUUUAAAAACGGACUGUGUAAUAAAGAGCCCCGGGAGUAAAAGAAAAAGGAUAUUAUUUUAUUGAUGAAACGUGUGUUGAAGACCUCUUUAUAUACCUGAUAAUUAAUACGGCGGAAAUACAAGGUAAUGAUAAAACAAACGAACUCGUACAUAAAAAGGUAUAUAUAUAUAUAUAUAUAUAUAUAUAUAUAUAUAUAUAUA
Molecule: messenger RNA, 5337 nt
Organism: Varroa destructor (honeybee mite)
Lineage: Eukaryota; Metazoa; Arthropoda; Arachnida; Mesostigmata; Varroidae
Biological process (GO): fibroblast growth factor receptor signaling pathway
Cellular component (GO): cytoplasm
Molecular function (GO): transmembrane receptor protein tyrosine kinase adaptor activity; fibroblast growth factor receptor binding
Source: RefSeq, a predicted model, not a curated record